Molecule: messenger RNA, 2437 nt
Organism: Topomyia yanbarensis
Lineage: Eukaryota; Metazoa; Arthropoda; Insecta; Diptera; Culicidae
Product: zinc finger protein 501-like
Exons: 4
Coding region: 941-2317 (458 amino acids)
Biological process (GO): regulation of transcription by RNA polymerase II
Cellular component (GO): nucleus
Molecular function (GO): zinc ion binding; RNA polymerase II transcription regulatory region sequence-specific DNA binding; DNA-binding transcription factor activity, RNA polymerase II-specific
Source: RefSeq, a predicted model, not a curated record
UUUUGGCAUGUUGUUUAUGUGUAUUCAAAACAGAAAGUGAAUUAUAAAGACGUAAACUUGUUGAUGUGGUUUGAAAGAGUUAGCUAGUUUUUCUUUGAUUUCUAAUGGUUUACAUUUCCAGAAGGAGACUCCAAAUACCUGUAAGCUUUGAUCACUCGCCCUUGUGUACUUUGGAAGGAUGAUACAUCAGGAGGAUUGCUCUUGUUACUGACGUCGCAUGUAUUCAAAGGAGUAGUUUAGCCGGUUUCCUUCGGGCAGUUUCGCGACGUUACAGAUUCCAAGUUGAAUAGUGCCCCGUAAUCGAUAAAUACAGCGAAACACUAACUUUUACUUCAAUGCAGUUGCUCUUUGAAGCUGUAGAAAGUCCAAAGGUGAAACAAUUACGAUGUUCAAAAAUGCUGAUCUGCCAUGUUACAUUUAAGUGAUAGCAGGGAUCAAAAUUGUUGAUAAAGACGGACACUUUAAGGUUAAAUUACAAAAUAAAUUAUUGCCCGCAAAUUGUCCAAAUGCCGUGAUUUCAGAUCAUAUUCUAACAAUAUACUGAUAAAAUUUUCCACAUAAACACGUUUAAAAUGAAUUAGUUAUGGAAUUUGCGUUUCGACUUCGUCUCAUCAGAAUCCGGCACUAACUUAGUAACAGGAGUAAGCUCCUUCUUUACGGGACAUCACGCAUUUUUCGUGUUUUGGAGAUAGCGUCAAUCCGGCGUUUGUUCAAAUACCUGAUAGUUUGCGUAUGUGGUAACGGGAAUAUCUUUUAAAAGUAUUUGGAUUAUUCUAGAAGUGUUAUGGUACCAUUACAUUUUGAUUAGAUUAACCAGUUUGUGAAAAAACACAGUGUCUAUCUUACCAACCGUGUCCAUGUAACAACGUACAUUACCCUACCAGGUAACUCCAGCUUUCCUCGGAAUUUAUCACCAGAAAUUAGUAGGACAGUACUAAAAAUGGAGUUAAUUCGACUGCUAGACGUAUGUCGACUGUGUUUGAAACAAAGUUCUACAAACCUCAACAUAUUCUCGGACAGCAACGUUGAGGACAAAAUCGUCAAGGUGUUCAAAUUUGCGUUGCAACAAAAUGAACAUCUCUCAAAGCUUGUUUGUUUGGCCUGCUACGAAUGCAUCUUCCGCUUCUACGAUUAUUCAGAAUCGGUUCAACAAAAUCAAACCUACUUGGAUGGGUUGUUGAGCAAAGACACGCAGCAUGAGGUGCCUAAACCAGCGCUGGUUAUCCCUGUGACUGAUGUUACUGAUAGUAAUGCAACCACAGCAGCAGGUGCCAUUCAAUUCAACGUUCACAUACAAACAGACAUACGUUCCACGCAAGAGCCCAUCCCAGAGGAAGAAACUGAUGAGCUGGGAGCCUCCGAACCAGACAGACCAAAACCGGUCAGACAAACGAAGGGAGAUCAGCUGAUCAAGGAGUACGUUUCGUUGUCUUGUGAAAUGUGCGCCGAAGCAACGUCACCCAAAUUUGACAACUUUAAGCUACUACAAGAUCACUACCAGCAGUGUCACCUCAUGACCGGUUAUGCCAGCUGUUGCGACAGAAAAUUUACUCGAAAGGAUCGACUCAUUACCCAUAUAAUGAAUCACAUCGAUCCGAAUGCGUUCAAGUGUGCCGUAUGUGAUCAUUCCAGUAAAAGCCGAUCUUUGCUUAAGAUACACAUGAAACAACAUCUGGGCAGUAUAGAACGCAGAUUUGCCUGUGGCAAAUGCGAACAGACCUUCGUUCUGCGAUCGCAGCUCGUCAACCACGAGGCAAGUCACCUGGACGAUUGCGACAAAAAACACGUGUGCGAAGAGUGUGGCAAGGCAUUUGCUCUGCGAUUUGUCCUGGCUAGACACAAACUUCUCCACUCGUCUACUGAAAAAGAAUUUGUAUGCGAAAUCUGCGCCAAAUCGCUCUCAUCAAAGGCAAGCCUGAAAGCUCAUAUGGACAGCCACGGUGAUGAGGCACAGCCCAAACUGAAGUGUCCCGUUUGCUCGAACUGGUACAAAAACGCAGAAACCUUGCGAACGCAUGCCCGCGUACGACAUCGAGAUCAACGGGUGCACCGAUGUGACGAGUGUGGGAAAAAUUUUCCCACUAAAAGUUCUCUAUCGGCGCACGUCAAGUACGUUCAUUUGAGGGAAAUGAAUUUCGGAUGUGAGCAGUGCGAUAAAAAAUUUCGAAAGAAGGUGGAACUGAAGGAACAUAUGGCACGAGCUCAUAGUGGCAAAUCGUUGUAUCAAUGCGAAUUCUGCACCAAAAGCUUCUCGUGCAGCUCGAAUUAUUUUUCACAUAGAAAGAAUAAACACCCCAAGGAGCAUGCGAACAAGUAGAAAAAUCAACCCUUGUAAUACUAAUUCUUCCGUGCAUUUAUUUGUUAUAUACCUUCAUGAGGAGAAAAGGCAAAUUUGAAUAAAUUGUCCAACUGUACAAAGAAGAAAUCAAAGUUUAGU